AUGCUUAAAGUUGCGAAUCCAGAAAGCAAGACGACAUUGUCGCUCGAUGAAAAUGGGAGGUUCCAAUACUUCUUUGUAUCAUAUGUUGCUUGGAUAAUUAGUUUUCAAGAAAUGAGAAAAGUAAUAGCCGUUGAUGGUACAUUUCUAAGAAGCAAGUAUGGAGGAGUUCUGCUAUCAGCGGUGGCACAAGAUGCCAAGAAUCAUAUAUUUUCAGUGGCUUUAUGUGUCGUGGACAAGGAAUCAAAGACGUACGAUAUAUGUGAGUUCAAUGACCAUUUCAAUCAAAUAAGAGAUUUGGUACCAAAGGCCGCUGAAGCUCUUGAACGUAUUGGAUUUCACACAAGGAGUAGGGCAUUUUGCCUGGGAAAUAUAUAUAACAUUAUGACGUCAAACAUCACAAAAUCGGUGAAUGCUAUAUUUGAUGUUGAAAGAGAAUUUUCUAUUGUCGCUCUAUUUGAUGAAAUAAAUAGGAGAUUUGCAUUGUUAUUUCACCAGAGGCAUAUGAAACUGGUGCACUCCGCAAAUAGAUUUGUUCCUUCACUUGAAAAAGACAUAUCAGAGUAUGUCAACGCGGGCAACAAGUUGUUGGCCCAUCAAAUCGCUAACUACAAGUUCAGUGUCACUGGUCAUGGAGAUGUUGCUACUGUGGAUCUACUAAGAAGAACUUGUACUUGUAGAAUUUUUGAUUUGGCCAAAAUACCUUGUCCACAUGCCAUAGCAGCGAUUCGAUCCCAACAUGGUGAUGAUUUUGGAAAUCAGAUUUACUUGUACUCGUCUCCAUAUUAUUCAGUGAAAAAAUACAUAAUGACAUAUUGUCAGAAAAUUCACCCGGUGCCAAUUGAAGAUUCUUGGAUUGUCCCUUUGGAUAUCACACAGAGAAAAAUACCUCCUCCAUAUGUUGAUCCAAGUAAACCCAGAAGAAGGACAUAUAAGAGACGGCGUGGAGUUGGUAAAUCAUUUCAAACAAAAAAAAUAAGUGUUCAGUAUGUAGGGAUUUUAGCCACAAAAGAACUACAUGUCCAAAUCGAAAUGCCUCAUAAGAAGUGUUAA
Solanum pennellii is the source of this 1050-nucleotide messenger RNA. RefSeq lists its product as uncharacterized. The record is from RefSeq and is a predicted model, not a curated record. The transcript is spliced from 3 exons. The coding region runs from base 1 to 1050 and encodes 349 amino acids. Lineage: Eukaryota; Viridiplantae; Streptophyta; Magnoliopsida; Solanales; Solanaceae. Gene Ontology annotation, molecular function: zinc ion binding.